UAACUAGUUGCUAUUCAAGUUGAAUUUUAAAUUUAAGUUUAUACGCGUAAUUUGUUUGUUGUAACGUCUCAUAUCAAACCGAUGAAACGUAAAAUUUACCAAGAAAGACGGGCUUUUCAAGAAAAAUGAGGCUAUGUAUAUAUUUUUACUUAUUCUAAUUCUCUUCCAAUAUGUUUGAUCUGUAAACAAAGCGUAUCUGUCAUCAAGGAGUACAAUAAUAAAAGACAUUAUGACACAAAUCAUGAACAAAAUUACCACGAAGCUUAACGAAGUUAAAAGAUCAAUAUUACCCAGGACCUUCCCUGUCAAAACCCUAAGAAAAUAUGAGUCAGCUAUUAACCGUCUCAGGAUCGGAUACACACGUACAUUUAAUGAAAAAAGAGGACCUUCCCCCACUUGCAUAUGCUGUAGGGUCCCUCUUACCUUCAUACUCACUGAAUGUAGAGCAUGUAAUACGGAGAGAGUUGAACUGCGGAUAUCCCUCUACCUAGAUGAAAUACUAAGUCCUGAACCAGACAAUGUCGUCAAACUCAGUCAAUUUCUAACAGAAACACAUCUUAUCAACCUCUUGUAACCAACCUCGUCACUAACCUUCCAUACAAAAAGAAUCACACUGAUGAAAA
Sipha flava (yellow sugarcane aphid) is the source of this 623-nucleotide messenger RNA. RefSeq lists its product as uncharacterized. The transcript is spliced from 2 exons. The record is from RefSeq and is a predicted model, not a curated record. Lineage: Eukaryota; Metazoa; Arthropoda; Insecta; Hemiptera; Aphididae. The coding region runs from base 230 to 574 and encodes 114 amino acids.